CCCCCUCAGCCAGGGACCCCCAGCCCCCCCUCAGCAUGGGGGAUCCCUACCACUUCCCUGUGGCCCUUCAGUGGGAUCUGGGGCCCGAGAAACUGAAGGAGCUGAAGAACAAACUGCUUGUGUAUUUCCAGAGCAAGAGCAAGUCUAACGGAGGGGAGUGUGUGAUCAGGGACCCCGACUGCACCCCCGGAUAUGUCCUCAUCCACUUCAGCCAAGAAACAGUGCGGAAGCAAAUUCUGGGGAAACGGACCCACGAGCUGUCCUUGUCCAAUGGGAAGAGGCUGAAGUUGGACGUCAGGUUGCCCGGAGCUCCUCCCCCAGCGGCUGGCCGGCCAGUGCCCAGGGUUUCCUGGAAACCCAUAAACCUGACGCCUUACAAGCUGCCUGGACCUUCUACUAGAGGGAGCUCUGUACCCCGUGCCCCCCGGCCCCCGAGGGCCCUGAUUCAGAAUGUCUGGGGCAGUUACACGCGGGAGAUGCUCAGCCUAUUGGUGGAGAACGUGAGCGCCGCGUGCGAGAGGCGAGAUUUCUAUAUCGAGAUGAUUCCUGAGAUUGGUGCAGCCGCGGUCACUUUCACACGUAACAUUGAUCCACUGAACUUUACUGCCCAGUUCUGCAGCAGCCCGAGGGCCAAUCAGAUGGGACUCACAGCGCAGCCAAUGGAGGAGACUAAGGCCGUUCGGGUGGAGAAUCUGCCCCCCAGUACACGUGAGACUGACCUGGUGAUUUACUUUGAGAGCCCCCAGAAUGGAGGGGGGAGGGCGCAGAAGGCGGAGCUAUUACCCGAAGAGGAGGCGGCACUGCUGACUUUUUCUGAAGAAGGAGUUGUACAAACGGUGUUGGGGAAGCAGCAUGUGUUUGGGAAGAGGCCGAUAUCCGUGUAUCCUUACUAUGAGUCCCUGGGGAUAACUCUAUAUGGGGAGAAGGGACCUUGUGUAACAUUACCUGAACCCCUGGAGGUGCCAGUCAGUCCGUAUGUGCUGGAAUUCAUACUGGGAGACCCACAGAUAAAAGGCGACAUAGACAAGAAGAUGGCAGAUAAGAACUGUGAGAUCACAUGGCCAGAUCCAAACUGCCCCAAUCCCACCAUUAAACUGUCCAUCCCCAGCUCCAUAUCAUCUCAUCUCAGGACUGUGGCAAAGAUUGUACGGACAUGGAGGGAUCAGGUUUCUACAGAAUUCUCCCUUUUUAUUUCCAAGUUCAAAGAUACAGAGUACGAUGUGAUUCCACCAGUUUGGGAAGCCAUCAAAGGAGAAGUCAGCAGCUCCACAUAUGGGGGGGUUUUGGUCAAACCAGACCUUGCCAAACACAAAGUCUUCAUCGCAGGACUGCUUGGUGAUGUUGAUUGGAUUGGGGAGACUCUCAGUGACCUGGUGGAAAAUAUCACUAGACAAGUUGAAAGGCAGAGACAAACGUUGGAGGAGGUAGAACCUGUGCCCCAGGCACUGUAUAGACUACUGCUUGCAGAAGGACUGGAGAAGACAGUAAUGGGAAGAUACCCACAGCUGAAGAUGUCCUACGACAAACUGACAAAGAGCUUAAAGAUCUGUGGCCUCAGAGAAGAGAUAGAUGGAGCCAAAUGUGCAAUACGAGACAUGAAAGGAACUUUGAACCAGAAAGCAGUUGAUUUACCUUCUGCUGUUCUUCAGUUCCUGAGGCUGGCCAAUACCGAUGAGUUGUCUUGUCUUCUUCUCAGUGACCAUGGAAUAAAGGCAAUGUUCCACAUGGACAAUAACACAGUCACGCUGAUUGGAUGCUCCAUGAAGGAUGUGACAGAUGCAGAAGAGCGGAUGAGACGUGAGUUACAGUGGAAGGAAGUCAUUAUGGAUCAGCUGGUUGCCCAGAGUCCUGAGUGGGCAGAUCUCAAGGUGCAUUUGGAUAAAACAUUGAACAGUGAGAGGUGCACUCUUGUGGUUAAUGACUUGGCCCCAAUAGGGAAGCCUAGUGUGAUUGUCUCGGGUCUUGCUCCCAGCAUGCAAAGCGCCUACAGACAGGUCCAUGAGUUUGUGGAGAAGAACUCUGUGUUGCAGAAGGACAUUCAGGUCGGAAGGACAUUCAGGCCAGAAGUCACCAUGAAGUAUCUGAAAGAAACAAAAGCACAACUUUGCCAAAAAAUGAAAAAUGUCACGGUUACAAUUGAACUUCAGCGACAAACGAUUUCCUUGCAGGGUCCCAGACUGUGCGUCCAAGAGGCCGAGACCCUCGUACAAACAGAGCUCGCUUCCCUCUGCUUCGAUACGUUGAGCAGUUCCAAACCCGGAGUGAAGAAGUUGUGCAAGGAAAAUGCAGUCAUGUACAGCACUACCGCCAUGCACCAGUACGGCUGCGUGAUACACGUGCAGGAGGGUGGCCCAAGCGCUGUGGAACCCAGCAGCCCACGGUACCAAGGGCAAAUACAAGAUGGAGUUACCACAGUGGAUAAGAGUAACCCAAUUCAUCACAAGGGGGAUGGACUUAAUGUAGACGUGAAACUGACCACAAAGGAAGGUCUGACCGUCUCUGUGAUCCAAAGGAAUAUCCAAGAUGCCACGCCAUCGUUUGAACUAGUGUGGGCUCUCGUGUUCUUGAUUCUCAAUAUACAUGGAAAGUGCCUGUGUCAUAAUCUUGAUGUUAAGUGCGCGUCGUGUCCGCCUCAUAGUUACAGGACUUCUGAAGACGUGAGCAAGGGGCGUGGGCGGUUCUUCAUGAUCUGUGUUUCAUAUCUUACUUGUAACGUGGCCUUAUCCUUCGAGCAGGUCGUGGGGCUGCCCCAAGAGGAGGUGAUCUCAUCGGUCCUCAUUCCCACCUUCUCCGCAUUCUCAGCAUCUAACAUGACUAACCGGCACGUUAUUGUUCAUCGCCACCCACUGGGGAUUCCCCCUUUGGUGGUGUUUCCUGCUUGCGCUGACAUCGACGGAGUCCCAUUUCAUGAGUGUGUUGUGGAGGAUGGGGCCUUACGAGCGGAGCCACGAGGGGACAGAGGGACAGAGGGACAUGGUCGAGAGGGCCACGACAGCGGACUGGCUCCGCGAGGCGAUAUACGAUUUGGCAGCUAUCGAUUUAUCGCGGCAGCUGAUAAGGAAACCAUAGACUAUGAGUACUUAUAUCUUGCAUCGAUUUUUUGGUUCACGUCUCGUCCUUACUCUACAUGCUUUUCAAGGGAAUUUACCAGAAAACACAAUAAUGUGGGUUUAUCUCCUGCCAAAAUCUGCGCGCCCCCUGCACCUGCCCCAGGUUUCUAUGGGGCAGUUACAAGUCCGGCACCGGGAGUCCAUGAAAUGAAAGUGGGGCCAGUCCUGUACCAAGUGAGACCCGGGGAUAUAACCAAGGAGCCCAGCGAUGUCAUUGUUAGCUCCUCCAAUCAAAACUUCACAUUGAAAUUAGGGGUGUCCAAAGCGAUACUGGAAGCAGCUGGGCCGAGUGUGGACACUGAAUGCGCCCUGUCACGGGCCCAACCUCACAAAGGGUUUAUUGUGACCAGAGGUGGAAACCUCCAGUGUAAGUGGAUCCUCCAUGUGGUGGGAUCGACUGACACAACGCAGAUAAAGAGCUCAGUAAUAGAGGCUCUGAAGGAGUGUGGGAGGCUGAAGGCCAAAUCAGUUGCAUUUCCUGCUAUUGGGACAGGUGUGGGAGCAGCUCCAGCUUCUGCUGUGGCCGAUGCCAUGUUAGGUGCCGUGGAAGACUAUGUCACAUCCCAACCGGUCCAGUCACUUCAAGAGGUCAAAAUAAUCAUCUUCCAGCAGCAAGUGCUAAAUGAGUUCUACACCAGCAUGAAAAGGAAAGAGGGGAGCAACCCGUCCGCCCCAAAACUACUCCCGGGCCAAAUACCUUCUCCAAUGAAAUCUACUAAAAGGCCACUAAAGGCCAAAAGUGUGGAUUUCACAGAGACUGUAGAGCCGGUGGUUUUCCAGCUUUGUGGCAUAAGCAAAGACAGUGUGACCCAGGCCUCCAAGUGGCUUCAAGAGCUCAUUCUGAAAGAGCAGUCUGAGAAUGUAAUCAGCUGGGAAUGGCCUGAGGGAUUCAGUGUCCAUGAGAAGAGAAAACUGUAUGAUCUUCAGGCCAAACAUCAGGUCACCAUCAAGCUGGAGCCACAACCUUCCAAAACCUUAAUACGGAUUAAUGGCCUCAACAGCGAUGUUCUGAAGGUUUCACGAGAGGUUCAAGCCAUGAUGGAGAAAAUAAAGGACAAGAAAACCAAAGAGCGAGAAGCAGAGCUCUGUAGUACCCUGGUAGAGUGGAAAUACCACAAUGGAGUAAAGUUUGAGGCUUUUAACAAAAUAACAAACAUGGAGCUGGAGAAGAACCGGAACAAUGUCCAACAGACUGUCACUGUGUGUAUCAAAGGGGAAACAUUCAACGUUGACUUUAUAAACAAAUGUGUCCGUAACAAUCAGGGAAAGAGUCUCUCCAUCCAAAGAGCUCCUAAAGGGGCCCUGCCCUUCCCUGAUUACUGGGAUGAAAUGGAGACGGUGCUGUACAAGGAGGUCCCACUGGAUCCUGCGGGGAAGGAAUACAAACAGGUCGAGGCCUUGGUUCAGAGAAGUUGUGCUGUAAAGAUACUGACGAUCACGCGGAUACAGAACAAGCACCUGUGGCAGAACUACCAGAUCAGGAAGCAAAGUAUCGACGCAAAGAAUAAGCAAUGGGUCAACGAGAAGCAGCUGUUCCACGGGACCCAGGAGCUGACGAUCAAGAGCAUCAAUCAGAACGGAUUCAACCGCAGCUACGCGGGAAUGAACGCGGCUUCAUUCGGAAAGGGAACGUAUUUUGCAGUGGAUGCCGCUUACUCUGCCAAUGAUACAUACUCCAAACCCGGCCCAAAUGGGCAGAAAUAUAUGUAUUUGGCUCGGGUGCUGACGGGUCUCAGCUGCCUGGGGAACAAAGCAAUGAUUUCCCCCCCAUCCAGGAGUGCGUCGGACCCUACAGAUCUGUACGACAGCGCCAGCAAUAACCCCGCCGCACCCAACAUGUUUGUCAUAUUCAAUGAUGUGCAGGCCUACCCCGAGUAUCUCAUCAGCUUUACCCCAUGAGGCACUGUGGGGGGGUUUAUGUCCCUCACUCCCAGCUGACAUGGGGUAUGGCGCCAUUAGGGGGGUGGGUAGGAAUGUCUGCGGCGGGAGGGGGGACCUCCUCUCUAUAAUGGAUGAUGGAAUCUUUACAUUCAAUUAUGAACGUUCCAAGCGGAACCAUUUUGGGUUAUUGCGCACGUCGGAUAUUUCAUUGCCACUUGUGCUGAAGGGGAAGUCGUCUGUUUUGUUUACAAGUCCCUAUUGCCACAAAUACAAUAAUAUAAUUAGGGACUUGCUAACAAAAAUCUCUAUUUACCUGAUGUUGGGUCAUGUGUUGUCCCAGGAGGGGGUCAGCGACCCGCCAUCUCCACUUGCAGGGCUAAAACUAGGGGUAGGCACUUACCUAGGGUGCAAUAGUCGGAGGGGUGCUGGGACCAUAGACUCACACCCCCCUCAGGAUUUCCAUAUUGCCAUCCAAUACAAUUCAUGCUGUGCCAAUGAGUGAGGGGAUAGGCCACUCCCUCUGCACAAGGCCACUCCCACUGCGCUUAUUUGACUUACACGUGCCUUGAAGGUGCUGGGACUGUACUUUAUCCUGUGAUGUUUUAUACUCAGUGUGAUGUGUGCAGCCCCAAAUCAUCUCCCUCUAGUCAUGUGACCCACCCACUCUUAUUACCCCUUUCCACUUCUAUUAGCCCCUAAUCACGUGCCCCUCAGCCAUGUUACCUGCAACCAUGUACCUCAUGUGUCCCCAACCCUGUCUCCCCCAGUUGUGACUUUAAUUCUCUGUUAUUAACUAGAUUUCUAUCAUGAUUAUUGUACAGAAUUAUCAUGGCAGCUCCACCCCCUGUGCCAUUAGCUUUUACUGUCAAACUGCUGAUUGGACGAGCUCUCCACCAAUGACAAGGCAGUCAGUAGCUGUGAUGGGGGGGGGGGCAUUAUCAUGACAGAAAGGAGUUUGUGGGUUGGGUUGGGUUUGUCUGUUCUCAGCUUUGUUCCCAUUGUGUCCAAUCAGGGUUUGUAUUUACAGCAGAAUAUAUAUAUAAAUCCGCAACAUUACAAAGGUUUUUGUUUUAUUACAAAUAAAGACAUUGGGCCUGAUUCACUA
Xenopus tropicalis (tropical clawed frog) is the source of this 6096-nucleotide messenger RNA. It is a transcript of the gene parp14.6, whose product is annotated as protein mono-ADP-ribosyltransferase PARP14, gene 6. The transcript has 20 exons. Gene Ontology annotation, biological process: negative regulation of DNA-templated transcription. NCBI's taxonomy places the organism in Eukaryota, Metazoa, Chordata, Amphibia, Anura, Pipidae. Gene Ontology annotation, molecular function: transferase activity; NAD+ poly-ADP-ribosyltransferase activity; glycosyltransferase activity. The record is from RefSeq and is a predicted model, not a curated record. Bases 36 to 5009 code for a protein of 1657 amino acids. Gene Ontology annotation, cellular component: nucleus.